This is a messenger RNA of Lactuca sativa (garden lettuce), 966 nucleotides long. RefSeq lists its product as uncharacterized. The record is from RefSeq and is a predicted model, not a curated record. Lineage: Eukaryota; Viridiplantae; Streptophyta; Magnoliopsida; Asterales; Asteraceae.
AUGAAGCUAUAUGAUGGAACUACAGAUCCUGAAGAGCAUAUUGCCCAAUACAGAGAAAGGAUGGAGAUCAUUCCCAUACCAGGGCACUUGAAGGAAGCUUGCAUAUGCAAAGGCUUUGGUUCGACCCUUAUAGGAGCAUCCCUCAAGUGGCUGCUAAACGUUCCCCCAAACUCUAUUACUUCAUUUGCACACUUAGUCAAUAUAUUUAAUAACGAGUUUUCUUGCAGCAGAACCUUCAAAAAGAUCACUAGUGAUCUCUACCGAGUGGUUCGGGAUCCUAAUGAAAAACUAAUGGACUUUGUCAACAGGUUUGUCAGGGAAGCUCUGAGCAUCCCCAACAUCAACAUGGCCACUGUUGUGGAAGCCUUUAAAAUGGGACUAAGGAAGGGUUCACCCUUCUAUGAAGACCUUGUGAUGACCCCAUGCAAAAGAUUAGAUGAAGUCAGGUGUCGAGCAUUGAGGUUCAUAAGGCUCGAAGAGGAUAGAGAGAUCCAGAAGAGAAGCAACCCUUUGGAUCAAUAUGAGAGCCCCAACAGGAAGGACGAAUCCUCGACUCAAAGAUACUACAAAUCAAAGCCCUAUUCCAAAAUAGAUCAUCACAGGGUUAAUGCCCUUAAAGAUGAAGGAGAAGAAGAAGAGCUUCCUAAAAUCACUGACUAUUGUUUUUAUGUGGAUGUUUCAGGUGUAAUUCACGCUAUGCAGGAUCUUGGAGACAAAGCAAGACGACCAAAGAUAGAUAGCAAGUCCACCACUUGGAAAGAUAGGUCCAAAUGGUGUGCUUACCAUGAAGAAUUUUGCCACCCGACGGAGGACUGCAUAGCCCUAAGAAAAGAAAUUAGCUACCUCCUUAGUAAAGGACACCUCAAAGAGAUCCUCGGGAGAAAAGAGAAAAAUCCAAGAAGAAUCGCCAGGAUGAUCACAAGAUCCCGGAGAAACGAGAAUCUCCACCCUCUGACGCUAAGAUAA